UCUCUUUUUCUCCCUUUCUUUAUUCUCACUUUGAUAAUCAUCUUUAUCUUCACUUGUUACCUGUCAUCUUGUUUCAUCUUCUUCUCGGAACAAAAAUGUGAAUCAAUUAAAAUAAUCAUUAAAGUUGAUUAUUGGUCUUGGAACAUCUUAUUAGUCACUAAUAGUUUAUCAUGUUAACCAUUAAAUUGUUUCUUCAUCUAAAGAAUUGCCAAUGUUUAAUAUUGAGAAAGAGAAACAACAAUUUUUGAUUCUCUUUUCUCAUUCUCAUUCUCGUUUGUUGUUUUCUCCAUUUACAUUUUUCUAUACAAUUAAUUCCAUCAGAUUUUCUAUUCUUUUCUUCAUCUCUGGUAAAUUAUCCCUUUGAUCGUAAAUAUUAUCAUUUGGUGGUGGUACACUUGUUAUAAAAUAAAUACCAUGGAAAAGAGUAAAAGUGAUAAACAUUUAUUAAUCCAUGUUGGUACUAAGAUUGAAAGUAACGAUGUGAAAAUAUUACACUACGAAGGAAAAGAUUCUUGGUUUGGUAAUCGAGAUGUACUUAAAUAUGGUUCUUUAAUUACGUUAACAAUACAAAAUUGUACCCUUAAUUUAUUGAUGAGAGCCUCGCGAACCCAGAAGGAAUUAUUUAUCACAUCAACGGCUGUUAUCUUAGCUGAACUGGUCAAAUUGAUUACCUGUAUUGGAAUGGUCUAUUCUAAUGAAGGUUCAUCUAAAGGAGCCAUUAAAACAAUCAACAAUCAAAUAAUUAAACGUCCCCUGGAUACAUUAAAAGUUGCAGUUCCUUCCAUCAUCUAUUACGUUCAAAAUAAUCUUCUCUAUCUUGGUGCAACUCAUUUGGAUGCAGCUACUUGUCAAAUAAUUUAUCAAUUAAAAAUUUUAACCACCGCCCUUUUCUCAGUGGCCAUGUUGGGUAAACGACUUUACCCCCAUCAAUGGAUUGCAUUAGUAUUAUUAUUCAUUGGUGUAGCUCUUGUUCAACUACAACAAACAGUAUCAAUAUCAUCAUCAUCUCACCAUCAUCAACAACAACAACAACAAACACCAGAGGAAAUAGUUAAAUCAACUCACAUUAAUCAAUCUCCUUUCAUUGGAUUCAUGGCUAUUCUUACAGCCUGUUGUCUCUCAGGUUUUGCUGGUGUUUAUUUUGAGAAGAUAUUAAAAGGAGAAAUAUCUCUUUGGAUUCGAAAUGUACAAUUAAGUGCCCUUACAAUUCCUUUCGGUUUAAUUGGGAUACUUUUCACCGAUUUUGGACCAAUUUCUGAGAAAGGUUUCUUUUAUGGUUACAGUCCUCUCGUUUGGACGGUCAUCUUUUGUCAAGCUCUUGGUGGACUUCUCUGUGCCGUGGUGGUCAAAUAUUCUGAUAAUAUUAUGAAAGGUUUUGCCACCUCUUUGGCCAUCGUAUUAUCAUGUGUUGUCUCAAUGUUUUUCCUCGAUUUUCAUCCUAGUUCACAAUUUAUUCUCGGUGCAUUAAUUGUCAUGGCUUCAGUAUUUCUCUAUGGAAGGCAAGUUCCCUCAUCAAACUCUUUCGCCAAAACCUCAAGUUAAUUAACUCUAAUCAUCUUAACCAAUCAUCCAAAAGCAAUCAUCAUGGUAUAUAAAUUAAUUUACUACACAUAUAUAUUUAUUUAUUUAUUGUCGGUUUGUUGUAGUUCAACUUUUACCUUGAAUCUUUAUUGCAGUUGAUUAAAAGGUUAAUCUUUAA
This is a messenger RNA of Panonychus citri (citrus red mite), 1699 nucleotides long. It is a transcript of the gene Ugalt, whose product is annotated as UDP-N-acetylglucosamine transporter-like. Lineage: Eukaryota; Metazoa; Arthropoda; Arachnida; Trombidiformes; Tetranychidae. Gene Ontology annotation, biological process: pyrimidine nucleotide-sugar transmembrane transport. The transcript is spliced from 2 exons. The coding region runs from base 415 to 1542 and encodes 375 amino acids. Gene Ontology annotation, cellular component: Golgi membrane. Gene Ontology annotation, molecular function: UDP-galactose transmembrane transporter activity. The record is from RefSeq and is a predicted model, not a curated record.